Molecule: messenger RNA, 3375 nt
Organism: Lasiodiplodia theobromae
Lineage: Eukaryota; Fungi; Ascomycota; Dothideomycetes; Botryosphaeriales; Botryosphaeriaceae
Product: Inositol polyphosphate kinase
Exons: 3
Coding region: 1-3375 (1124 amino acids)
Biological process (GO): inositol phosphate biosynthetic process; phosphatidylinositol phosphate biosynthetic process
Cellular component (GO): cytoplasm; nucleus
Molecular function (GO): inositol hexakisphosphate kinase activity
Source: RefSeq, a predicted model, not a curated record
AUGUCAGUGCCUUCUGUCCCGCAUAAUAUCCCACGAGCCAGCACUCCGGUGAGGUCCAGCAGGGUCUCUCAGGAUCGUCGCAAUGCCUCGUCGCCGCCCUCGCCCGACGACGGUGCAAAGGUGACACCAAAGACGCUGUCGCAGACCGGCCGCUCCAGGACCGCUCCGCUCUCGCUUGAGUCGCUGUAUCCCACCGCCGGCCCCCAGCUGUCGGAGCGCGACAGCAUCUUCGCGACCAACUACAUAGCCACCGACAGCCCCGCCGAAUCUCCCAGCCUGCAGCCACGACCCGACGCCGCCUCCAGUCCCGCGCAAGAGCAGGACCAAUCUCCCACCAUGGCCGACAUCUCGCCCAUCCGGAAGCUGGUCGAUCCGCCGCUGCUCCGGCAAGCGCACCAUCACCACCUCUUAUCUGCCGCCAAUGCCUCGUCGCCACUAGAACAUUCCACCUUCGCCGACGAAUAUCACAAGCUGAGGCACAGGGACACCGCCAAUCUGCACAAUGACAACUCCCACCCGCAUCUCAAGGGCCACUUCAUAACGCAAAUCCUGGGUAGCAGCAGGACCGAGUCUCCAGCAAAGCACGAUAGCACAUCCGUCGCCGUCGCUGUUGACUCGCCUCACCAACGCUCCAAUGCGUCUCCCGAGGCCGCACCCGCUCCGGAUACAUUUGAUACAGACGAGAGAGUACGCUAUCGGUCGUGGCGAGAGGGGAAACCAGCAUUGAGCAUGUCGGCGCAUCAGAACGUGAAGGAGACGACCAACACCCGCGUCGACAAGAAGAUUGAGGCCACCCUUCCCAAAGUAGAGCCAAGCACCGUUGCUGCACGCAGUCGCAAAGCCAGCCACUACCUGGGCCUGUUCAAGGAAAAUGAAGCGGCGCAGGAGCAAAAGAAGCGGGAUGAGCGAGCGAAGGACCGUUUGGCGGAGCCCCAAGAUCCCACAGCAACUGAAGUGGACGUGAGGAUACCGCCGGCUGAGCAACCAAGCGAUAUUCCCGGCACACCGAUCCGCGAAGAUCGGCGCCCAGACGCAUCAACCUCGCCAAGGAAACCGCAACUGCCGCCCGAGCCGGUCAGCAGCCCUGGUCGUACAAGAGCCGGGGAUGAGGACGAAAGCAUCACCAUUAGGUCCCACGGUAUUCCAUUGAGUCUUCUAGAGGAGAUUAGGAACUUCCACCAUCUCACUCCUGGUGGUCAGAGAGGAACUCCGCUUUCCCAUGCGUUGUCGACGGCUGAAUCUCAACGUGCAAGACAAACCUCUGACCUACAAGGCACAGAAGCGAGCGACUAUUUUGGCAACACGGAUGCUGCGCAGGAAGGCAAAGCUGUCGCUUCCGACGAGGACGAGGAAUCGGAGCGGGAACACAUCUCUUCGGCGCUGUACUUCCCACACCGUCAGCUUACACCAACAAAGUCCACCCCCGAGCAAUUGAGCCCUGUGCGGGAAGAAUCUCCGCUGCAAAGAAUUGUGUCAAGGCCUUCCACCAGAGGCUUCCCCGCGGGCUGGAGAGACAAAGAGACUACCCCGACUCCAGAUGAAGUCCAGAUAUCCUUGCAGACGCAGGAUGAGCAAAAGUACCUUCAUGGUGACCUCAAGGCUCAGCCGCGGUCGCCAGAGGCAGAUCACCAUGGUUUUGUGUCUGAGUCGGAUGUUACUGCAUCCGACUUGGGCUCGGAGUAUGAGUCUUGGGACGAAUCUGCUCAGUCCACGCAAGGAUACGAUAGUGCAACUGAGGAAUUAGGCACUACGCCCACUCAGACUUCUUACAAGAAAGAUACUACUUCAGCGCCGAAGCCGCAUCAUCACCAUCACCAUCGCCAUCACCAUCACCAACCAACGGCACCGCUUGGUGCUGUUGAGCUCAAACCUUACGACCAUCAGGUCGGUGGGCAUUCUACCGUUUAUCGCUUUUCGAGGCGCGCCGUGUGCAAGCAGUUGAACAACCGUGAGAACGAGUUCUAUGAGACGGUUGAACGUAAUCAUCCAGAGCUGUUGGAUUUCUUACCGAGGUAUAUCGGUGUCCUCAAUGUGACCUACCGAAAGGCUCCCAAGAAGAGGAAGGCGACAAAGGGCACCAAGGACCAAGAUAAUGGUAUCAAAUUAGAGAUCGAUUCUCAAGUUAAGGAACAAUCCGAGAAGGCGUCAGUCGGACUUGAGUCUCCGAUCAAACUUACUAGCAACUCAUCCGACACCCAGCCAAGACUCCCCCGACGGCGACACUCGGGCGGCGGACUACGUCGUAGGCCAAAUGAAAUAGACGAAGGGGGCAGGGGUAACCUUGAGUACCACGAGGAAGAUGGAUAUGGAGGAGAUGGCGAGGAUGAUGUCUUCGCCAUGGAUGAAGACAAAAAGCUAGCAACCACGGACCAGCGCCCUACGCACACUGAUGCUGUACAGCCUGAUCAGAUGAACGGCCACGCAGUACCAAGCGGCGGCUCUGGCACCAUGCUUCCAGCUCCAGUGGCCACCCCAACCAUGUCUAAGCCUCUUGCGGCGGAAGAUCCAUCAAACCCCAAGGAAGCAGUUCAGCCAGAUGAACGUGUGCAGCACUUUAUCUUACUUGAGGACCUCACUGCAGGCAUGUCUCGGCCUUGCGUGCUUGAUUUGAAGAUGGGAACACGCCAAUAUGGUGUCGAGGCAAACGAGAAGAAGCAGCGUUCGCAGAGGCGCAAGUGUCAGAUGACGACGUCGCGGGAGCUCGGCGUGCGUGUCUGUGGCAUGCAAGUCUGGAACGUUAAGACUCAGUCGUAUGUCUUCGAGGAUAAGUACUUCGGUCGCGACCUCAAAGCUGGCAAGGAGUUCCAAGAUGCGCUCACGCGCUUCUUCUUCGAUGGCCACGGCUACACGAGUGCUACCAAGCACAUUCCCAUCAUUCUGGAGAGGAUCUCAACGCUCGAAAGGAUGAUCCGUCGUCUGCCGGGAUACAGGUUCUACGCAAGUAGCCUGCUGAUGCUGUAUGAUCGCGGUGAUAGCUCUAAAGAUGGCCCUUCGCCUCCAAGAAGCCGGCGCUCGUCGCAAGACAAGGACAGCAGGCCUGCGUUGGAUCAAGAGAAGAAGGCAAAGUCGGAGAUCAAAUUGAAGAUCGUUGACUUCGCCAACUGUGUCACGGCUGAGGACGAACUCCCUCCAGACGUGCCGUGCCCUCCUUCGGACCCGGAUGGCGUGGACAAGGGCUACCUGCGCGGGCUGCGGACGCUGCGCAUGUACUUCCAGCGCAUAUGGCGCGACAUGAAUGAAGACAAAGGAUACGUCGAGCGAGGCGAGUGCGAGGGCCUGCGGCUCGGCGAGGGCGAUCUCGGCCACGGCAUGAUCCUUGAAGGAUGGGAAGACGGGCCGAUCGUGGACGAGGACUCGGGCAAUGUCAGCGUGUAA